This is a messenger RNA of Spea bombifrons (plains spadefoot toad), 3929 nucleotides long. It is a transcript of the gene SRCIN1, whose product is annotated as SRC kinase signaling inhibitor 1. Gene Ontology annotation, cellular component: cytoplasm; postsynaptic density; actin cytoskeleton. The coding region runs from base 55 to 3729 and encodes 1224 amino acids. Lineage: Eukaryota; Metazoa; Chordata; Amphibia; Anura; Pelobatidae. Gene Ontology annotation, biological process: regulation of dendritic spine morphogenesis. The transcript has 21 exons. The record is from RefSeq and is a predicted model, not a curated record.
GGUACCCGGUGAUCCCCAACUCUUGGUACAGAUUCCAGCAGGCCUGGGACCCACAUGAUCUCAGCGGACGAUGCUGAAUACCCGAGAGAGUACCGGACCCUCGGUAACGGGACGCGGCGCUUCUCCAACGUGGGCCUGGUGCACACCUCGGAGCGCCGGCACACGGUGAUCGCGGCCCAAAGCCUGGAAGCGCUAACAGGACUCCAGAAGUCUGAUAUGGAAAGGAAGAGGGAUGCUUUCAUGGACCACCUGAAGAAUAAAUACCCACAGCAUGCCCUGGCUCUCAGAGGUCAACAGGAGAGGAUUCGGGACCAGUUGUUUCAAGGAAGUUCACCGAUCCUGCUUUCAGGGACUACAGGCAACUCGGAUACCUUGAUGUAUAGGGAGACGCAGGAGAAUUCAGUUCCUGUGUGCCUCGAUAACCCAUCAUCGCAACCAAACUACUGGAGCUUUAAGACAAGGAGUUCCAGACACCCCCAAAGCUCUCAACCCGGCCUCGCCGACCAAGCGGCCAAACUGUCCUUUGCCUCUGCCGAGAGUCUGGAGACCAUGUCUGAAGCGGAGCUGCCUCUGGGGUUCAACAGGAUGAACCGGUUCAGACAGAGUCUGCCUCUGUCCCGUUCCACCAGCCAAACCAAACUGCGUUCACCAGGUGUCUUGUUCCUGCAGUAUGGGGAUGAAACCAGACGAGUGCACAUCACGCACGAGAUUACCAGCAUGGACACGCUGCAUGCGCUCAUCGUGCACAUGUUCCAGCAGAAACUCACUAUGGGGAUGCUAAAGUCCCACAACACCGCCAUACUGAUCAAGGACGAAUCUCGCAAUGUGUUUUAUGAGCUUGAGGAUGUCAGAGACAUCCAGGACAGAAGUAUUAUAAAGAUCUACCGGAAGGAGCCCAUUUACUCUUCCUUUCCUGCUCCGCACAUCACCAACGGGGACGUGAGACGGGAGAUGAUUUACAGUUCCCGGGAUUCUUCCCCAACACGGCGCCUGAACAGCAUGUCUCCUGCUCCCCACAUGGCCUCUGGAUCCCCUCCUCCUGUUCUCCAGUCAUCCUCGCCAGCACGCUCGCGCAUGUCCUACAGUGGGGGGCGACCACCCUCCUAUGCAGGAAGCCCAGUGCACCACGGGGACCGAAUGUCAGGUCUACCGCCUGCUCAGGGAGUGUCCCCGAGUCCCAGUGCUAUCCUGGAGAGAAGGGAUGUCAAGCCAGAUGAAGAUCUUUCCAACAAAAAUGUGGUUCUGGUGAAGAACGAAGGUUUAUAUUCAGAUCCUUAUGGGAUGGUACAUGAGGGCAGACUAAGUAUCACCUCCACUCAGUCACUGGCUGGACUUGGGGACCCUUUCCCAUACCCAGGAGGACUCUACAAGCGAGGUUCUGUACGCUCACUUAGUACAUAUUCAGCUGCAGCUCUACAGACAGACCUGGAAGAUGGGAUGUACAAACCCAACUCCCAAAUUUAUGGGGACACAUAUGGCCCGGGGCUUGGAUUCCGGCUGCCACCAUCUUCCCCACAGAAAGUGUCAGAUGGGAGGCUAGUAGAUGUCCAGCAGAGUCAAGGCCCUCAUAGCCCCUAUUCAGGACCCUCAAGCCGUUCCUCCCCCGUUCGUCAGACCUUUCGUAAGGACUCCUCGUCUUCUGUUUUCAUGGACAGUCCUGUUGGAAAACAGAGGAACCCUAGUUCUUCCUCCGGCAACAACGAUAUAUUCCCAGGUCCUGGAGAGCGUCCUCUCUCAGGGUUCAGCUCGCCGGUACCAACCAAAGAAGUGGAAACAAGGGAACGGAUGGAAGCGAUGGAGAAGCAGAUUGCCAGUUUGACCGGCUUGGUCCAGAGCGCGCUGAUGCGAGGGUCGGACGGCGAGAAUCCCAGUGAGAAAACAGAAACCUCUAAUUCGGGAUCCUCUGCUGCUGCUAGUCAUCUUGGUGCAGGAACUCCCAUAUCAACUCCUACCCCAGGGCCGACGGCCACCCCCGCGGACCAAACCAAGGCCAUCACCCGUCUGCAUAUGCAACUUCACCUCCAUGACCUGCAGCACAACGCCAGCGAGCUCAGAAACCAGCUGCAGCAGCUGAAGAAAUUGCAGCUCCAAAACCAGGAGACGGUGCGGAACAUGUUAAAACGCACGGAGACCGAGAUCAGCGUACGGGUGACGGACACCAUGCGCAAGCAGGAAGACCCCUUACAGAGGCAGAGGGCAUUGGUGGAAGAAGAGAGGCUGAAGUAUCUGAAUGAGGAGGAACUCAUUACCCAGCAGCUGAAUGAUCUGGAGAAAUCGGUGGAUAAAAUAAAACGAGAUUUGGCUCACAAUCACCGACUGAUCUCUGUGCAGGAGCUGGAGGAGAAAGCUGGGGUCCUCAAACAUCUCGGGGAGACCCUGACCGAACUGAAGGCUCAGUUCCCUAGCCUGCAGAGUAAAAUGCGUGUGGUGCUUCGUGUGGAAGUAGAAGCCGUGAAGUUCCUGAAGGAAGAGCCUCAUCGCCUGGACGGGCUGCUGAAGAGAUGUAAAACGGUCACGGACACCUUGGCUCAGAUUCGCAAAAAGAGCGUGCAUUCCAGAGGGAAAUUGAAAAACGAACUUGAGAUACUGGCUGGCACCAUACAGAGGCAGGUAGAUGAAGGCGUUUGGAACGCACCGGAGAGCCUCCACAAUCCUUCUCCCAAACAGAAGACAUCUGAAGGCGAGUUAACGAGAAGCACGGAGUUCGAGAUGCCCUCCAGCCCCCCGACUAACUUCAAUCCGACGAGCGACUCUCAGACACAAAGCUGGGAGCCCCUUUGCCACAGCGACGCUUCCUCCCUCAACAGUAACCCCGCUCGUGGAGAGAUGAUCGCCGUUAAGACUCAGACAGUCCCUGAAACACAAAGCAAGAAAGUGGGAGCGGAGAAGUCCGUCUCUGUCGAGGCUGCUGAACGAGACUGGGAGGAAAAGCGAGCAGCACUUACUCAGUACAGCGCCAAGGACAUUAACCGCCUGCUGGAGGAGACCCAGGCCGAGCUAAUGAAGGCCAUUCCUGACUUGGACUUUGCAGCCAAACACAAACCAACCGGAAGUGCGGCCUCCACCCCAGAGCACCGUGCCGGCAAACCACAGCAAGCACAGAAACUCAUCAGCAAGAUCGACCCCAACGGAAGAAGGGGCUCAGAUGAGCUAACGGUGCCCAGAUACCGAACUGAAAAACCAUCCAAGUCCCCUCCUCCUCCACCCCCACGACGCAGCUUCCCCUCUUCACACGGACUUACCACAACUCGGACAGGAGAGGUGAUUGUCACCAGCAAAAAAGAAGGAACAUUCAUUAAGAAGUCGGAUUCUGAGGAGCUGGAGAGCCAGAAGCCUCAGGUUAAGCUGCGUCGUACGGUGUCCGAGGUUGUGCGCCCAGCAUCCACCCCACCGAUUAUUGCCUCUGGCAUUAAGGAUGAUGACGAUGAAGACCGGAUUAUCGCUGAGCUAGAGAGUGGGGGGAUGUCCAUUCCCCCGAUGAAGAUGGUAAACACCGUGGGCUCCAGGCUGAAGGCCGUGCAGCAGAGUGGGGGAGACAAAAGUAAUAAGCACUCCAAGCAGAGGAUGGAAUACAUGAGGAUCCAGGGCCAUCAGCAGGCAGCUAGACCUUCUAAAGAGGCUGCUAGUGUGAAUGAGGCUAACCCUGGCUCAGAUAAAACCGCACCUUCUCGAACCUCCAUCCCUGUACUAACUUCCUUUGGUACAAGGAACUCCUCUAUUUCCUUCUAAAUGUAGUCUCCUUUACGACUUUUUACUCAUCCGUGCUCCUCUCAUCUGAUUUCUUCUUCAUGUUGUUUGAAAUGUGGACCGUGUGUAAACCGGCCCUUGUCUUCUGCCAAGACACGAGCUGAUCUCUCUUUCUUCUGGAUUUUAUCAGCUUUGAGAUAUCUGGUAACGACGCCAAAGGGCUGAAAUCAGAGAGGAGUGGA